AUGCGGUUUGCUGCAGCAGCAGCAGCAGCAGCAGCAGCAGCAGCAGUUGCUGCUGCUGCUGCUGCUGCCGCGUCUUCUAUAGUAGUUAUCUAUAAAGCAGCAGCAGCAGCAACAGCAGCAGCAGCAGCAGCAGCAGCAGCAGCAGCAAUCUUCUUGCUGGUCCAGCAGCGGGAGGGGCCCCCGGGGGCCCCCGGGGCCCCCAUGACUUUUAGGAGAAGCACAACAGCAGCAACAGCAGCAGCAGCAGCAGCAACCGCAGCAGCUGCUGCUGGAAAGGCACAGCCAGCAAGAGCAGCAGCCGCCGGGCAUCCGGCAGCAGCAGCAGCAGCGGCAGCAGCAGCAACCACAGCAACAGCAGCAGAACAGUACCAACGGAUUGCAGACAGAACGCUUAGCAACAGCAGCAGCAGCAACAUAAGAAGCAUCAGCAGCAGCAGCAGCAGCAGCAGCAAAAGAAGUAUUGAGGCUCUGCAGCUGCAGCAGCAAGUGGAGCAGCUGAGAGAUUUGCCUGCUGCUGCUGUGCUUCCGUUCCUGCAGCAGCAGCUGCAGCAGCGGCGUCCUUCGUUGGCUGUGCUGCUGCAGCUGCCGCUGCUGCUGCUGCGUGCUGCUGAUAGCCUUCAUGCUGAGCAGCUUGCUGCUGCUGCUGCUGUUGUGUCUGCGCUUUGCUGCAGCAGGCGCUCGGCCUUUCUCCACUGUCUACAGGAACUCGAGCAGCAGCAGCAGCAGCAGCAGCAGCAGCAACAGCAGCAGCAGCAGCAGCAGCAGCAGCGAGAACAGAAGGCGCGGCUUAGAGCUCUGAAGCAGCAGAUAUGUUUGCUGCAGCAGCAGCAGCAGCAACUGCAGCACGCCGAGCAGCAGCUAGCCCGAGUCGUCUGCAGCGCCGCAUUGAAGCUGCGUGAGGAGCAGCAGCAGCAGCAGCAGCAGCAGCAUGAACAGCAGCAGCAGCAGCAGCAGCAGCAGCUAGUGCAGGUGCUGCAGCAGCUCCAUCGGCGAGCAUCAGCAGUUUGCUGCUGCCUAGAUACUCUGCUGCGGCUUCCUGCUGCUGCUGCAGAUACUCCUGCUGCAGCACAAAGCGUUGCUGCUGCUGCAGCAGCAACUCUGCGGCAGUUUGCUGCUGCUGGGACUUAUAACAUCGAAGGCAUAGCCACGGCUGCACAGCAGCAGCAGCAGCAGCAGCAGCAGCAGCAACUGCAGCAACAGCAGCAGCUGCUGCAGCAGCUUCCGCUUCUCCUAGGGAGAGUUGUUGAGCAGCAACAGCAGCAGCAGCAGCAGCAACAACAACAGCACCAUCAGCAGCAUCGGCAGCAGCAGCAGCAACAACAGCAGCGCAAGCAGCGGAGAUGCAGCACAACAGCAGCAACAGCAGCAGCAGCAGCAGCAACCGCAGCAGCUGCUGCUGCAAAGGCACAGCCAGCAAGAGCAGCAGUUGUCAGGCAUCCGGCAGCAGCAGCAGCAGCAGCAACCACAGCAGCAGCAACAGAACAGCACCAGCGGAUUGCAGACAGAACGCUUAGCAACAGCAGCAGCAGCAACAUAAGAAGCAUCGGCAGCAGCAGCAGCAGCAGCAGCAGCAGCAAAAAAAGUAUUGAGGCUCUGCAGCUGCAGCAGCAAGUGGAGCAGCUGCGAGAUUUGCCUGCUGCUGCUGUGCUUCCGUUCCUGCAGCAGCAGCUGCAGCAGCGGCGUCCUUCGUUGGCUGUGCUGCUGCAGCUGCCUCUGCUGCUGCUGCGUGCUGCUGAUAGCCUUCAUGCUGAGCAGCUUGCUGCUGCUGCUGCUGUUGUUUCUGCGCUUUGCUGCAGCAGGCGCUCGGCCUUUCUCCACUGUCUACAGGAACUCGAGCAGCAGCAGCAGCAGCAGCAGCCGCAGCAGCAACAGCAGCAGCAGCAGCAGCAGCGAGAACAGAAGGCGCGGCUUAGAGCUCUGAAGCAGCAGAUAUGUUUGCUGCAGCAGCAGCAGCAGCAACUGCAGCACGCCGAGCAGCAGCUAGCCCGACAACAGCAGCAGCUGCUGCAGCAGCUUCCGCUUCUCCUAGGGAGAGUUGUUGAGGUGUGUCUAUCGGGCCCUCUAGCUGAAGCUGCCAGCAGCAGCAGCAGCAGCAGCAGCAGCAACAGCCGCAGCAGCAGCAACAGCAGCAGCAGCAGCAGCAACAGCAACAGCAACAGCAGCAGCUGCAGCAGCAGCACUGCAGAAGAGAAAAGGCGGAUUGCUGCUUCUGCUGCUGAGGCAGCUGCAGCUCUUCUCUCGCUGCAGCACCGCUUCGUUGCUGCUGCUGCUGCUGCUGCUGAGCGACCCGCAACACUGCAGCAGCAGCAGCAACAGCAACAGCAACAGCAGCAGCACGAGCAGCAGCAGCAGCAGCAGCAGCAAGACUAUCGCAGCAGCACUGCAGAAGAGAAAAGGCGGAUUGCUGCUUCUGCUGCUGAGGCAGCUGCAGCACUUCUCUCGCUGCAGCACCGCUUCGUUGCUGCUGCUGCUGCUGCUGCUGCUGAGCGACCCGCAACACUGCAGCAGCAGCAGCAACAGCAACAGCAGCAGCAGCAGCACGAGCAACAGCAGCAGCAAGACUAUCGAUGGGCGGAGCAGCAGAGGGAUUCAGUAGAACAGAUGAGCAGUAACAACGGCAGCAACAGCAGCAGCAACAGCAGCAGCAACAGCAGCAGCAACAGCAGCAGCAACAGCAGCAGCAGCAGCAGCAGCAGCAGGGAUGUGUGGGGCCUGAAGGAGACAUAUCGGCUGGUGGCGUUUACCUUUAAGGAGGCAACAAAGACACAGGCUGACUUGUGGGGCCCCUUGAAGACUGUUUGCUGCAGCUUUGCUGCUCUACCUGCUGCUGCUGCUGCUUCUGCUGCUGCUGGAGAUGCUGCCUGCUGCAGCGACACCAUCAGUCUGUGGCUCGCUCUCGUUGCUGCUGCAACGCCAGCAGCAGCAGCAACAACAGCAGCAACAACAGCAACAACAACAGCAGCAGCAGCAGCAGCAGCAGCAGAUAUUGCUGCAACGAGCAGCAGCAGCAACAGCAGCAGCAGCAGCAGCAGCAGCGAUAGUGUUGAGGCGGUGGACGUCUCUCCCAGUACGAGAGGGCGCAGACGUCGCUCCGUUGCUGCCGCUGCUGCAGCAGCAGCAGCAGCAGGAACAGCAGCAGCAGCAGCAGCAGCAGCAGCGUUGCCGAGUCGGUUUGCUGCUGCUGCAUCUCGGGGAUUUGCUGCUGCUUUGUUUGCUUCAGAGCUGCUGCUGCUGCGCUCCCUACUCACCCAGCCAGCAGCAACACAGGCCGCACUGACACCCCAGCAGCAGCAGCAGCAGCAGCUGCUGCUGCUGCAGCAGGAGCAGCAGCAGCAACUGCAGUGCCAGCUGCAGCAACUGUCUACUCGAUCCUUGUCGCAGCUUCUGUGGGCAGCAGCUGAACUGCAGCAGGCAGCAGAAUUUUUCUCUUCUCCUGCAGCAACAGCAGCAGCAGCAGCAGCAGCAACAGCAGCAGCAGCAGCAGCAACAGCAGCAGCAGCAGGAAGGAACGAUGCCGCUGAGGAUAUCCGCGCGUUUGCUGCUGCUGCAGUUGUUGCAGCAAUGCCAGAGUGCUGGCGCUGCUCCCCCCGGGAUGUGCUGCGGAUGCUUCGCAGCGUGGAGCUGCUGCUGCUGCUGCUGCCGAAGCAGCAGCAGCAGCAGCAGCAGCAGCAGCAGCAGCAGCAGCAGCAGCAACAGCAGCAGCAGCAGCAACAGCAGCAGCAGCAGCAGCAGCAGAGGCAGAAACAGAAACGGCGACAGAAUGCUUUGACAGCGGAUACGAGCAGCAUGUCUACAGACAACAGCAGCAGCAGCAGCAACAGCAGCAGCAGCAGCAGCAGCAGCAAACUCGUGCUGCAGCCGCAGCUGCUCCUCUUCUUUGGCAGUCUGUUGAUGCGCUCCCUUCAGGCAGCAGCUCGCCGGGUGCAGCAGCGGCAGCAGCAGCAGAGCCGUCGUAGCAGCAGCAGCAGCAGCAGCAGCAGCAGCAUUGCUGCUGCUGAUGGUUUGAAUUUGUUAGGGAGGCCUGCUGCUGCUGUGCUGCUGCCGCUCGAAGCAGCAGAAGCGAAGGAACUGAUACGCAUAGCUGGCCGCCUGCAACUGGAGUCGCAGCUGCCUGCUGCGGUGCGGCACACUGCAGCAGCAGAAGCAAGAACGGCGCCAGCAGCAGCAGCAGCAGCAGCAGCAGCAGCAGCAGCAGCAGCAGAUGCAAAGGAAGCAACCGAGACGCUGCUCUCGUCAGCAGCAUCAUUUGAGCGCGAGCAGCAGCAGCAACAGCAGCAGCAGCAACAGCAGCAGCAGCAGCAACAGCAGCAACAGCAGCAGCAACCGCAGCAAAGUAAGGAUCUGUCUUAUACACCCCAAGGAGAGCCUGCUGACAGCAACCCCCCAGCUGCAGCAGCAACAACAGCAGCAGCAGCAGCAGCAGCAGCAGAGAGACAGCUGGCUGCUCUAGGGCAUCGGCUCUCUUGCCUUGAUGAAGCAGCAGCUACAGGCAGACAGUACAGCAGCAACAGCAGCAGCAGCAGCAGCAGCAGCAGCAGCAGCAGCAGCAGCAGCAGCAGCAGCAAGUCAAGACCUGUCUCCAGAAGCGGUGGGCGGCUAGAGGAUGAGCAGCAGCAGCAGCAGCAGCAGGAGCAGCAGCAGCAGGGGCGUUUGCUGCGUCCUGCUGCUGCUGCACCAACAGCAACAACAGCAACAGCAGCAGCAGCAGCAGCAGCAGCAGACUCUGCUCGUGUGCUGCGGCUGCUGUCAGCAGCCUUAAAGGACGAGCCUGGGGGGGAGCGCUACGGCGUAUGGACAGCAGCAGCAGAAGCAGCAGCAGCAGCAGCAGCAGCAACUGCAGCAGCAGCACCACCACCUCCACUACAAAACAACCAAAAAAACAUAACUCAAGCUUAUAAGAAGGACCGCCUGCUGCAGCAGCAGCAACAGCUGCAGCAGCAGCAGCAGCAACAGCUGCAGCAGCAGCAACAGCAGCAGCAGCAGCAACAGCAGCAGCAGCAACAACUGCAGCAGCAGCAGCAACAGCAUCUGCAAAAACAGCAGCAAGAGCAGCAGCAGCAGCUUCAGCGCAAGAAUCUGAAGACAGUGGUUGCUGCUAGGUGUGCAGCAGGCGCUGCUGCUGCUGGUGCUGCUGCUACUGCUGCUGUUGCUGCUGCUGUUGCUGCUAUUGCUGCAGCUGCAGCAUUGACUUUUUUGUCGCUUAUAAAGGACGCGGGAAGCUCUACUCACUCAGCUAGCUACAGCUAG
Messenger RNA from Eimeria mitis, 5247 nucleotides. RefSeq lists its product as uncharacterized. The record is from RefSeq and is a predicted model, not a curated record. The transcript is spliced from 10 exons. Bases 1 to 5247 code for a protein of 1748 amino acids. NCBI's taxonomy places the organism in Eukaryota, Apicomplexa, Conoidasida, Eucoccidiorida, Eimeriidae.